This is a messenger RNA of Spirometra erinaceieuropaei, 2228 nucleotides long. NCBI's taxonomy places the organism in Eukaryota, Metazoa, Platyhelminthes, Cestoda, Diphyllobothriidea, Diphyllobothriidae. The record is from the annotation of a GenBank genome assembly.
CCACCACCACCACCACCACCACCACUACCACUACUACUACUACUACUACUUACUACUACUACUACUACCGCCGAGUGCGCACGCUUUAAAUUCAUGUGCCUUGGUAUUAAGCCAACUAAGUAAUUGCUGCUAGUUGUCAUAGUGCUACUGCUACUAUCACGAAUAAAACUGUUAUUCUGGAAGAUUGUCUCAGCAAUCUCAAACGAGGAAUCUCACGUCCACUUCCGGUAUUUUGUGGUCAGCUCUUUCCUUUACAGCCAGUUUUAGUAUUUUCGAGGUUCUGAAGUAAAAUAUAUAUUGAGAAACAGGCAUCCAAAGGGAUAAUUAGGAAUAUGUAAUUCUUUGGGAAACAGUGAACUUUAUUGUGUAAAUUUUCGAGACUGGUUCCCCAGUUCGUCUUCAGACAACGGACGUGCAAAAACAAUUAACUUCUAGACCGAGUCUAACAAAGGAUUCUAUGAUUGGUUAAAGUCAUCUUCUCGGGAUUGGUUGGGUCACUUUGAAUCUAUCCUUAACGAUUUUGUAUGUGGCAUCUAGAUCGAUAUGCCGGUUGAUGCAUGCCUCAUUUUAGUGCAUUGCCUCCAGGAAUUCGCGGCCUCAUAUAUAUAUAUAUAUAUAUAUAUAUAUAUAAUGGUAGAAGGGCGCUCACGGAUCGUUUUUAAGGAACUCACUCGUUCCGUUUUGCCCUAGGGCUCUCUCUCGUCGCAUGAUAUAGGCAGUAUGUUAUUACCGACAAAGACAGGGAGAGUGGAAUAGCCAUUUCUGGCUUAUUAGCCAUCCUCAGUCAGUCAUACCCAACUCCGAAGUGUGGAACACCUGGGGCUCGAUCCCGUGACCUGUUGGUUAGAAGUCCAACGCCUCUAACCAUUGAGCCACAUUAGACUGGAAAAGCCAGUUCUGGCUUAUUACCCGUCGCCAGCCAAUAUUACCCAAAGCAGGUUUGUGGAUCAGGUCUCCCUUUUUGCCCUCAUGUCCUCCUCGAUUAAAGAAGAAAGCUUCAAACUCGUAAUUAUUAAAAAAUGGAAUCGUUACCCAAAUGCUUACACUGCUUUGCCAGUCCGUCUUUGCAGCUAAGGAACCGCACACUUUGCGUAAAGCAAAGCAAAUACCUUUUCCUCACGUUGGUUUUUAUGAUAUCGCUACUUUAUUCAGCCGGUCGGUAUCACAUUAUGAGGGUAUAAGCCAUUCUCCCCGCGCACAAUCAGUAAAUGUCAAAAAGCAUGCGCCAACCCCGCCACCACUCUAGUGGACACUGUUCGGCCCGAAAAGAAACCCUACUGUAAAUAACAAGUAGCGGCUUUGUUUAAGGCAGUAUUCCUUUUCGACUUCCAGUGCCACAACCAGACUAUUGGCUUCCGAGUUUCAAGUCUGCAGGGUGAACUCGCAUCUGACGUGGUCUGCGCGCUGUGGCCCCUGCGACCAGAGAGCUCCCCUCAAAAAAACCGCCACCACCAUCACCAUCAACACGCCUUCUUCAAUCCAUUCCGGACUUUCAAUCUCAAGGGCUGGAAGCUUGACGGCUGCCUUGAACGGCUAAAUCUGUUCUUCCUGUCCAGCCGAGGACGUAAGUAUUCACCCUCCGCUCCCCCCCCCAUGACUGGUUUUCUGCUAGCUGUAUGAUUUCUACGUCUCACCCCCUUCCCCUCCCGCUACGCAGCGCAUAUUCGACUCGGCGUGGAAGCAAUCCAAUGUCUAGCCUCCCCCGUUCCCCGCUGCUCCCCGUCGCGAUCAGCUACUCGGGAGUCGGUUGUCCCGUCCAGCACCGAGAACCGACUCGCUUACCUGGAACUAUCUCUGUCUAGAAGCUGCUGUGACUACUUAGGACAGCCGACUGAUAGUGAAGUACGCCUUACGCCACCGUCUUCGCCAGCAUCACGGACUGAAACAACACAGGGUCAUUUUUGCUUUUGCAUCCUACCGGUCUUCCAAAUUUCGUGUUUCGGGCCGGAAAAGGUACGUGUGUGCCCGCGCACGUUCUUGAUUAAUAUUCAUUUGGGCCUAUCUGCCCACACUCUCAUCAGAUCUGCUGUCGUUUUACACCCCCCCCCCGCCCCGGCCCAAAUUAGCUGAUGGAGGUGACUCUCUCGGAGGCUGUUGAACUUCGCUGGAAUCCAGAGCUUCACCUUUGCCUAAAGGAGUUCUCCCUGCUGACGUCUGCCCUCUCGACGCUGGUUCCCAAGCGGGCGCCCGCGACACCUAUCAGAGGAGUGAGUUUUUGCUUCGUUUAA